UGUCUAUGUGCAGUGCUACACCGCCUCCGGCUUGUUCGUACCUCACAGGUGGCUGUAUUGACAUUUCUGCGACGUCUUUUCUGUAGGAGAGAAGUAAACUUAGAUAAGUGACAUUAUUUGGUUAACACAGAUGGACACGUUGCGCCUGUGAGUGCUUUCCUGCAGGACAGAAAACACUGAUUACGGAGACCUGCUAGCUUAAGGAUAGCUAGCUAACUAACUAUUAGCUAUCCACCAGCCACUGCCUGUUAGCCGGCGGAGUUGAGCGUCUGUACCUGAUUACAACCAAGGCAGCCACAGGUGAAUCAGAAUGGCCCAGGGGAUACCAGACGAGGUGAUGAUGAAUACUUCACUGAUCAAAGACCUGGCGGAUGUGGCAAAAGAUUCAGCGCUCCUGCAGGGUGUCCUAAUGAGGAUCGAAGAGACUCCCAAUGCAUCGGAGCUGGUGACUUACGCCCCAUUCACACUCUUUCCCACGCCCGUGCCUAAAGACGUGUUCCUCCAGGCUCUGGCUGUGCAAACUUACUACAACACACUGGUGGACCAGAUCAGCCGGGAUACAGACUUUCUGCGAGACGCUCUUGCCAGCACCAUUGCAGUGGAUGAUUUCACUGCGAGGUUGUUCAGGAUCCAUGAACAGAUCCUGAAAGAAGGAAGGUCUCAGUCUAUCGUGUUGGGUCUCAAUCGGUCUGACUACAUGCUGGACCAGAGAGAGGACGGGACGUCAUCCCUAAAGCAGAUAGAGAUCAAUACCUUUGCUGCUAGUUUUGGGGGUCUCUCGUCUCGCACGCCAGAUGUACACCGACACAUCCUUAAGGUGGCCGGCCGGCUGGAGGAGAGCCAGCGCAUCCUAGACAACAACCCCGCCGCUGGUCUGGCUGGAGCAGUUGCUAAAGCCUGGGAGCUCUAUGGAUCAGAGAGGGCAGUCAUCAUGUUCUUGGUGGAAGAGAGCCAGAGGAACAUCUUUGAUCAGCGAUACAUUGAGAAUGAACUGUGGAAGAGAAACAUUCCCACAAUAAGAAAACGGUUUGACGAUGUGUGUAAAACUGGAUCCCUUGAUCAGGACAAGAGGCUGUUUGUCGAUGGCCUGGAGGUCGCAGUGGUGUACUUCAGGAACGGCUACAUGCCUCAGAACUACGUCUCUGAACAGACUUGGGACGCUCGUCUUCUCAUGGAGCGCUCUCUGGCUGUGAAGUGCCCAGACAUCAGCACUCACCUGGCAGGAACCAAGAAGGUCCAGCAGGUGCUCGCAAGACCUGGAGUCCUGGAGAGGUUCUUCCCCGACCAGCCUCAGGUAGUGGAGCAGAUCAGAGCGACGUUCGCCGGCCUCUACACUUUAGACAUGGGUCCAGAGGGUGACAAAACUGUGGCAAUGGCUCUGGCAGCGCCGGACAGGUUUGUCCUGAAGCCUCAGCGAGAAGGCGGAGGUAACAACAUCUAUGGAUCAGAGAUCUGCCAGGUGCUGGAGGGAAUGAAUGAGAGCACAGAGAGGAUGGCCUUUAUUCUGAUGGAUAAAAUCCAUCCCGCCCCCGCACACAACUUCCUGCUGAGGCGAGACGCUCCUCUCCAGAUCAGUAACUGCCUCAGUGAACUAGGAGUGUUUGGAGCAUAUGUCAGGCAGGGUAAAGACAUGGUGAUGAAUGAGUGUGUGGGCCAUCUGCUGAGGACCAAGAGUUCGGAGCACUCGGACGGAGGCGUAGCAGCAGGGGUCGCCGUGCUGGACAAUCCUCUCCUCGUCUGACACGUUCCUACUUUCUGGGCUUUCACCAAAAAAAAAACAAAACAAAACAAAAAUGCACAAAUGGACAAUGACGAAAUGAAGGUGGCACAUUUGAGUCACAUUUUAACUUUGGCUGCUACAGUGUGAAGACGAGGCUGAGCAGAUAUGUCAUUUAUUGUGACGCGGAUCAGGUUCAGUUGUCGCUCACGCCCCUGGAGGAUGAUUCAGGUCUCCUCCUGCUAUCAGAGCUGAUGCAGUAGACGAACGUGUAUGACUUCUGAUGUAGCUUGGUGUUUGUAGCGACAGCGACUCCAAAGAGACGACCAUGUUUUUGACAUGAUGAUGAUUCUGUUCAAAGUUCUCAAAUACACCCUCAAGUGCUUUAGAUAGUUAUAAAACUUAAAGCCAGUAAGUGAUUAAAAACAUAAUUUUAACAUAAAAAUAUGCUCAGUUCAGUAAAUUCUCCUUAUAUGAAGAGACGAUCGGUUCUUUGUUAAAUGCAAAAUGAAUCAUAAAUUAUCUCUAAUUUGUCAUUUUAUGAGAGUAGAUUUUUAAAAAUAUUUUAAUUAAAAGCCUCAGUGUCUCUCUUUAAGCGACAUGAUCUCUUUCCUUUACUGGAACAUUUCUGUUCAGCUUCACGUUAGAAAUAUGGUGUGUGGGCCUAAACCACCAUAUUAUGUCAGUCUUCUGUUACUACAUCUUCACUGAGGUUCUUCUAAAGCGGUGUAGACACUCUGUGUUAAAGCUGUUUCAGAAAUCAAAAACAUCUUACAACAUAUUUCAGCACAGUCCAACACCACUGCAGCCUCCAGGCAGCUUUCUGACAGUUUUAAUGUUCAGGUUUUGAUUCUGUGUAAUUUAUAUAAUUGGAAAAUUGGAUGUUUUUCAGGCUUAGUCAUCGUGUGUUUUCAUGUUUUAUAUGGUUUUGCGGUUGCUCCAGUUUGACUCUCUUUUCAAGAGCAGUUUGGCUUUUAUCAGGAGUUUGACAUCUUGCAUUAAAACAGAACAAUCAUCAUGAUGGCAAAAACUCUACAAGUAAAAGCCCAGGUUAACAGGAAUAACAGGAAUACUGUGCACUGCUAGUUUUUAAAAGAAAGUAUAGAAAAAAUCAAGUGUCCUUAAACAGCCGGUUUUUGUUGUUCCAUCAACUGAUGGGCUUUAUUUUCUUAUUUUUAUCAGCUGAACUGUGCUGAGUGCUUUAAUGGUUGAGACAGACGACUAACAAAAACUUGACUUUCACAUGACUUCACACUGAUGAGAACAGAUGAUGCUUGAAGCUGGGUGGUGAACUGUACAUGUAAUUAUGCAGAAAGUAAUAAUACUAAUGCUACUAUUGCUACCGCUACAGUAUUUCUAGUAUUACUACUAUAAAUAAUAAUAAUCAUAAUACUCAUAAUAAUAAGAAAAAUAUUUUAAAAAGUAUGUAUUUUUUUACAGUAAGGGAAAACAACUUAUGAAUGCAGGAGAUGUUGCGUUUCAGUGACAGUGGAUUUCUUUUGACAAAGAAAUGUCAAAGCUGAGCCACUCCAGCUGUGACCAUGAAUGAUAUUUCUAUUGAAAUUGCAGCAACAGAAAGUCGAAUAUCUCAUCAUCAAAGUUUCAGGGUCAGACUCACACACCACAGCUGCCCCCCUCUGCUCGACUCUCAGGCCAAACUUCACAGGUCAUUCACUCACUCAUUUUGACCUCUCGUGGUGCAUUCUGGGGUUAAUACUGUAACUGGAAAUAUAAAGAUAUGAUGAAGGUGAUGAAUAAAAAACAAACUCUGUGAUCA
Seriola dumerili (greater amberjack) is the source of this 3494-nucleotide messenger RNA. RefSeq names its product glutathione synthetase (gene gss). Lineage: Eukaryota; Metazoa; Chordata; Actinopteri; Carangiformes; Carangidae. The coding region runs from base 311 to 1741 and encodes 476 amino acids. The transcript has 13 exons. The record is from RefSeq and is a predicted model, not a curated record. Gene Ontology annotation, molecular function: glutathione synthase activity; glutathione binding; ATP binding. Gene Ontology annotation, biological process: glutathione biosynthetic process. Gene Ontology annotation, cellular component: cytosol.